AUGCUCGACGUCGAGUCCACCGCGCUGGCGAAACGAGCGCUCGGGACGUACUUCGCGGUCGUGUGCGCGGUGUCGAUCGCGUCGCAUCGCGCGUUCGCGGGGAAAUUCGCGCGGGGACACCGAUUAGCCGGGCUCGCGCACCUGGGCGUGCUCGCCGCGCGCGCGAGCGCGCUCGCGACGGAUGAAGACGCCACGCGCGGCGCGGUUUGGGACGCCGUUAUGUUUGCGACGGGAAUGACAGCGACGCUCACGGCGUAUAGGGAUUUCGCAAAGGCCCGGGAGCACGUGGAGCGUCGAGAGCGGGCGAGCGGGACGCUGCAUCGGGACGCGGCGGUGACGGGGAGCGAAAUGUUAGAGCACGCGUUUUAUCAUCUCGUGAAUGGGUUCCAGAUCGCGUACGUCUGGGUGAGCGGGACUCAGGCAUUCAAGACGGCGAGAUUGGAAACGCGGAUGGUAAUCUGUCUCGCGGCGACGAGUGUGUGGUUCGCUCGCGAGAAGUUUCCGACGAAUAGCUUUUCUAAAAAUUAUAAGAGUGGGACAUUCGUCGACUUGGAGACAGUGAUGUAUCGUGUGAAGAAGUAUCAAUACGUGCUCUACAAGACGGUGUUGUUACAUGGACUGAACGUCAGUCUCGCUAUCGCACCGCGAGCGGAAUUAGCGGACAUGUUUGAGUGGCGAAUGUAUUGGUUACUACUGAACGCGGCGUACGUCUUUGAGUUUUUCCUUCAGACGCUCGUGCGACGCCGAUAUAUCCCUCAGUGGACCAUGCUCGCGUUAAAUCAAGCUUUGAUGGUCAUCUCAACGGCAGCGGUUAUUCCAGUAGUGACGGAGUGCGUCUUACCGUCGGCUGCCCUCGUCGCGUUCGUGCUGAACUUUCUCAACCGAAGGCGAGAGGUGUUCAAUGUCGCGGUGGCUCUUGUCGUGAGCUCUCUAGUGGUGUAA
Molecule: messenger RNA, 942 nt
Organism: Ostreococcus tauri
Lineage: Eukaryota; Viridiplantae; Chlorophyta; Mamiellophyceae; Mamiellales; Bathycoccaceae
Product: unnamed product
Exons: 1
Coding region: 1-942 (313 amino acids)
Source: RefSeq, a predicted model, not a curated record